Linum trigynum is the source of this 4271-nucleotide messenger RNA. The record is from the annotation of a GenBank genome assembly. Lineage: Eukaryota; Viridiplantae; Streptophyta; Magnoliopsida; Malpighiales; Linaceae.
GGUGACAUGAACAAGGCAUGACGAGCCACAGAAUGAGCUUCCUUAUUGUUAGAACGACCUAUGAACCGAAGCGAGUAAUCCGAAUGGUGAACACCUACUAUAGCGCUUGUUCAAAAAGAUGAUCUAGAGCUUAUUUUUGAGUUAAUUCAUGGAUUGGGCUCCUGAUUUACUAGCACAGCGAGGCCCAAUGAUAAUUGCCCGAUGAAGGGCUUGGGUUAAAACCCAAUCUAACAGGCCAUUGUAUCAAUGGCGUAAGCCCAAAUUCCUCAAGGUUUUCUCCAAAAUUAGGGUUUUGUCUGAUGGAGUUGCUAAAAUCCCAGCAAAUCCCUCUUCUUAUAGUCACCGUUGAAAUGCACGGGUCACUACCUUCAUCUUUCAUUUCUUCCUGCGGCUGCGAGAAUGGUUACCCAUGGCGGGAGCCAUGUUUUCCAAAUGCUCCGUUCAUCGCCAUAAUCGUUUUGAUCAUACAGGAUAUGAACCAUUUCAUUUAUUUUGUUGUUUGUCCCAGUUGAACCGAGUUAGGGAAUGAAUGCUUCAUUAUCUGGUCAUUGUGGAUACCUCCAUUCCCAACUGACUCGUUCCCUUGAAGCCAUAUUGUUUGUGUUGCUUCUUGACAAUAUUUAUCCCCUUAAUGCUUUCUGGGUUUUGGGGUGUCGCCGAAAGAGCAACUAAAUCUCUUCGAUUUGCAUUCCCAGAUCGUUAUAUAUUUUGUCAAACGAUUUCUAACUUUUGAUCUCCAUGGAAGCGAUUGGCCUUUUUUCUGGUGUUUUUACCAUUUGGGUUUUGUUAAAACAGAAGGCUUCAUCAUCUAGUCGAUGAGGGUUAAUUGAUUCCCAUUUGACUCGUUCCCUUGAAGCCAUAACACUUGUGCUGCUCUUAAUCCUCUGUUUUUGCUCAACUUGCUAAUACCUUGCUUUUCGAGAAAGAUGGGAGCUGCUACAUUCUCUUUUGGGUUAUUAUUAUCAUGACUGUAAAUCUGAGUUACGUUAUUGUUAUCCUACUAUGAUUUGGUCUCAAAUUCUAAGUGCAUCAUAUCGUGUUAACACCACCUAUAAAGACAUCUGGCCACAUGAACUGGAUUUGCUGCGACAGCAGAGAGCAGACUGCCAUAAUACUCAGUAGUCCGCAACGGAGCAGAGCCAAUGCUUUUCCUAUAUUUAUUGUAGUCACUGCACUUGGAUAAGUCACACCCCUUUCUCAAAAUAGCUCCUUGAAUUGACAAAACAUUAUUCACAUCGCAUUUCGUGUAAGUUUAUACGAAAACAAGGACUAUUUAGCUAGUUGAAGGCAUUGCUCUCAUUUUGGGUUUACAUUGCAUUCCAGUUUCUGAUCCUAUACUCAACUUUUGGCUUCUGUAUGACUGUCUAGGGCUUGCUCAGUCAAAACUAAUACGAAACACGAUUCUGUGAUAAAUUACAUAAUACCAACUCAUACAUGUGGUAAAUGUUAAUCAAACUCUAAUAAUAACAGCAAAUUAGCUCCCUUCCCUUUCCAGAACAGUUCACCCAGCAGCAAGUGUAAUCACACAGAACUGGGGUAUAAUACAGAUAGAACUUGUACGGCAAAAAGUGAAAGCGCAAGGUCAGCUUGUUAAGUUUGAAAAACAUGGCUUAGCUCCUUGUCUGCAAUUUGUCAGAUUCAGUGCAGUAAAAGGACCCCCAUUGUUUUAAAUGAAACCCAGUGCCAGCUGCAGAGUUCAAACAAGAGGGGAAAAAUCUCCCACAAAAGCAUCAGAGAGGUAAGAGAACACAGUUUCUAUUUGUAUGUUCUGACCUCAUAUUACUUAUUACGAGUUACUGAUGAUUUUUGUGCAUUGCCAGACACAGGUUUUACAGCAUCCCAAAGCUUCCCACCUUGCCAAUCUCCAUCCAUAUCAUUACUACACUCCCCACCUGCUGAUAAAAACUCAUUUCAACUACUUUACACCCAGGUAAUAAAUAUAGGUGGUUGAGGUACUCAACUUUCUUCUCACUCAAGAAAGAUUUCACUACCCUCAACUUGCCAACAUGGUGGAAGCCAGUAGAUUCUUAGGCCUCAUUUGGUUGUGCACAGUUGUACUCGCCCGGUGUAAGUGAACAAAUACAUCGUAAGUCUUAUGUGCACACUGUUAACAUAAGUUUGUGUAAUGAGAAUAACACUGUUAAUCUCAAAUGUGACAAAGUUAUGGAUUCUCAAAUAUAUAUAUAUAUCUAUCUGGUUGGAUCUCAUUAUAUUACACACUUGUACCUAUUUUCGGAUACACCAAACCCAAACACAGCCUUAAACAGAAGAUACAACCAUGCCUUCUCCAAGUUCCAAGCAGAAGUUUCUAUAAAGGUAAGACUUAACUUAUCCAGUUUCCACACACUUCAUGCAACAAAGGAAGGGGCUUGUGAGAACCACGAAGACAUCUCUUUUUCCCCCCUCUAAGCCACAGCCAUGAUGAUCUUUCUCCUCCUUCUCUUCUCCUACAUCACUUUCCACCUCUACAAGCUCAUAUUCCAAAACAGGGCACAUUCAUGCUGCUACAUGCUCCACUACGAGUGCUACAAGGGCACUGAAGACAGGAUGCUCAACACCGAGACUUGCGCCAAGAUCGUCAUGCGAAACAAGAACCUUGGGCUGCAAGAAUACAGGUUCCUCCUCCAAACCAUAGUCAGCUCUGGCCUCGGGGAGGAAACUUACGGCCCAAGAAACGUUCUGGAAGGCAGGGAAGCCACUCCAGUCCUCACCGACUCCCUCUCGGAGUUCGAUGACAUCGCCUUCGACACGUUAGACGCCCUCUUCGCCAAGACCAAGAUCUCGCCAACCGACAUCGACAUCCUGGUGGUCAAUGUCUCUCUGUUUUCCCCUGAACCUUCUCUGACUUCCAGGGUGGUGAACAGGUACAAGAUGAGGGAAGACAUCAAGACGUUCAACAUUUCCGGGAUGGGAUGCAGUGCAAGCAUUGUGGCCAUCGAUUUGGUGCAGCAGCUGUUCAAGAGCCACAGCAAGGCUUUAGCCAUUGUGGUGAGCACAGAGUCGAUUGCACCAAAUUGGUACUGUGGGAAGGAGAGAUCCAUGAUUCUGUCCAACUGCCUGUUCCGGUCCGGUGGGUGUUCAAUGCUGCUGACCAACAAUGGGAGCUUGAAGGGGAAAGCAGUGAUGAAACUGAACCAGUUGGUGAGAACCCAUUUGGGAGCUAAUGACGAGGCAUACAACUGCUGCAUCCAAAUGGAAGACAAGCUUGGACAUGAAGGUUUCCUCCUCACAAAGGGACUCACUAAAGCUGCUGCUAUAGCCUUCAAACUGAACCUCAGGGUUUUGGUCCCCAAGAUACUGCCACUGAAGGAUCUCCUGCGCUAUGUCCUCCACACUUACCGUCGAAAGAAGGCGAAAGGUGGGGUUGCUCCAUCGCUUGAAGCGGCAGGAGAAGGGCUCAACAUGAAGGCAGGAAUUCAGCACUUCUGCAUACACCCUGGUGGGAGGUCAGUGAUUGAUGGGGUUGGGAAGAGCUUGGGCCUCAACGACUACGACCUCGAGCCAUCUCGAAUGGCACUGCACCGGUUCGGGAACACAUCGGCUGGUGGGCUUUGGUAUGUGUUGGGGUACAUGGAGGCCAAGAAGAGGCUGAAGAGAGGGGACAGGAUAUUCAUGAUUGGGUUUGGUGCAGGUUUCAAGUGUAACAACUGUGUGUGGGAGGUGACUAGGGAUUUGGGAGAUGGGAAUGUUUGGGGAGAUUGCAUUGCUUCUUACCCUCUUCCUCCACUCAAUGUCAGCCCUUUCCUGGAGAAGUUUAGCUGGAUUAAUGAUGAGGGUCGCACCGAUGUGGAUCUCACUUCUGCAUUCAACAAGGUUUGAACAAACCUCUUUUGGUCAAGUGGGUAAAAGAGGUUCAGUGGCUUCUCAUGAGUCAUGAUAUCAAGGAAAUGAUGAGUUUGUCAGGCUAUAUGUUUUUACUUUUUGGUAUUGGUGUAUUUCAUUCUGCCUCAUUUGAAAAUUGUAAGUUGGUUCCUUUUCUGGGUUCUAUAAGUAAGUGCUAAAGGGAAACUGCUAAGAAGGUUUUGACGGGUACAAAUGUCUCAAACAGCGCUGGUUUCUCUAUAAACAUCAAACUUGACAAUGGGGCAAUUUUGUGAGAUAGCCUACAUAAAGCCCAACACUACCUAUAUGGACCUAGAAGCUAAAGGCAUUCUAUAUCUCAGAGAUAUAGGAUGACUUUAUUGGGCCGAGACAGUAAUCAAUAAUCAUACAUGUCACUCUAAACCCUAAAGUCACUCUAAAAGAGAUGGCAAUAAAACCCGAAUUCACAU